Messenger RNA from Struthio camelus australis, 3187 nucleotides. NCBI's taxonomy places the organism in Eukaryota, Metazoa, Chordata, Aves, Struthioniformes, Struthionidae. The record is from RefSeq and is a predicted model, not a curated record.
AUGGGCCCACGUAUGGAGCUGCCGCCAGGGAACGCUUCCCUGCAGCGAGGCUUCGGCGUGCCCCUUCCAGCCCCUGACUGCUUCAACUUCCCCAGCAGCCAUAUACGUGUCACCUCUCAGAUUGGCAGUACGUCUCCAAAGACUAGUACAACGCUAGCCACAAAUAACCAGAAAGUCACUACUGCAACUGCCAGCACAGUUCAAGGGACCAGCCCUAAAAGCAGCUCAGGAAACCCUCCAUCUUCCUCAACUGUGUCUCCUGCCAUGGCUCAAGGGAUCAGCCAUAAAAGCAACACAGAAAGCCCAUCAUCUGUCCCUGCUGUGUCUCCCAGCGCAGCUCAAGCAACCAGCCCUGCAAAUGCAGCAGGAAAGCCUACGUCCACCCCUGCUGUGUCUCCCGGCGCAGCUCAAGCAACCAGCCCUGCAAAUGCAGCAGGAAAGCCUACGUCCACCCCUGCUGUGUCUCCCGGCGCAGCUCAAGCAACCAGCCCUGCAAAUGCAGCAGGAAAGCCUACGUCCACCCCUGCUGUGUCUCCCGGCGCAGCUCAAGCAACCAGCCCUGCAAAUGCAGCAGGAAAGCCUACGUCCACCCCUGCUGUGUCUCCCGGCGCAGCUCAAGCAACCAGCCCUGCAAAUGCAGCAGAAAGGCCUCCGUCCACCCCUGCUGUGUCUCCCGGCGCAGCUCAAGCAACCAGCCCUGCAAAUGCAGCAGGAAAGCCUACGUCCACCCCUGCUGUGUCUCCCAGCACAGCUCAGGGGACCAGCACUACAAAUAAGCUGGGACACCUGCUGCCCAACCUUGUUACACCACCCAGCCUGCCUCAGCAGGUCAGCCCUUCAGCCAGCUCACGAUCAUGGGUAGCCAGCAUUACUGCGACCUCCAGUGCGGAUCAGCAGCAUAUAAGUCUUUCGACCAGCUCAGGAAACUCAGUAAACACCAUUGCAACAUCUUCCAGUGUGGCUCCCACUAGUCCUCUGGACCAGCGGACCAGCGCUGCAGCUAGCAUCAGCAUCACAGCGGCCAGCCUUUCUCCUGGGCUCAAGAACCACAGCAACUCCCCCCCCAAAUCUGUCACCCAGCAGCCACAUUCUUCUCCCAGUUCUGCAGUCCAUGGACUGGCCUCUUCUACCAGACCUGGAAGCAUCAACACUUCUGUUGCCCCUGCUGCUGGAUCUGUGUCCCCCAUUACUAGUAAAACAUCUCUGUCUUUACCACCUGGGAGCAUAGACAAGGUCUCUAAGCCAACAGCCACUCCAUCUCCUGGAGCAGCUCAGACCAGCCGUGGACAAGGAUCUAUGUCAAGCAAACCUGCAAUCACUGACCAGAGACCAACCAGCCCCCAGCCGUCGGCCCCAGCCUCCAGGGACCAGACGACGAGCAGCAGGCCUGGCCACUGGCACCCUAACAACACCUUCCAAAAUGAGGUCGUUUGUGAAGACCAGGUGCAAAAUAGCUGGCCGGUCAUAAGCCUUAAAGAAGCUAAAACCUGUGCCGAGUGGAAGAGCUUGACCCUCAAUGGCUCCUUGUUCAAGACUUUCUGCUCAACGGCUCACUACACGUACGACCCCAGCAGGGACAAGUGCACGGUGACUCUGGCGUCCCCGGAGCCACAGUCGCGGCGGUGGGCCGUGCGGGUGGUCGUGCACCUUCAUUUGGACCCCGAAAAGGUCUUCGAGGAGCUGAAGGAAAAGAAGGAUGAGUUAGACAAGCUUGGCAUCGCCAACGUCACCUUCCACAGUGAGCAGCUGGCAGAGGAGAUCAAGGAUAGAUUCAGCACGCCUCUGAUCAUCACCAUCAUCACCCUGGCCGGCUCCCUGCUGCUCAUUGCUACCAUCUAUGGCUGGUGCCACCAGCGCUUCUCCCACAAGAAGGACCAGGUAAGCUCUGCCGGCCAGUGCCUCCCAUCAAUGGCCAAUGAGCCCCACUGGGCAAAGGGGAUUUAGGAAACUAGGAGUCAGAGGAGAGGGGAGGGCUGGGAUGGUCUGGCUGCCAGUGGGAAGGGGUGGGAAGCAGCUGUACCCCAAGAUAUCUUUGCCCCAAGAUAUCUUUGCCCCAAAGGUGACUUCAGGAGCUGAAGAGCUUCAGCAUUUCCACCUCUCCUGGCAGAGAUGUCCACCCUUCAGGUUGACACCACCCACGAUGAGCUGUCGGGUGACGGACUGUAUCUGCAGGGCGAGAUUGCAGCAGGAUAAGCUGAUUUCCCAGAGCUGCUAGCGCUUCUGAGCGGCAGUAGCUGCCCACGGGGCUGUCAAGGGAAAGCAGCAAGGGCAAAGAGCUCGGGAACACAGGGCUGGUGGUGUUGGGGCACAGAGAUGAGUGGCAUCUGUUCCUCCCAGAGUGCCAGACCACCCAGUGGUGACCAGUAUCCUCCAGUCAAGGUGUAAUUUUGAUGAGAAAGGCUUUUUCCCCCAGUGAAAGAGGUGGCUCUCAAAAUUAUUCCAAAUCGCACAGUUCCUGCCAGAUUUUUGGCUUUUUUUUUUUCCCUGAGGGUUUUUCUCAACCCAAAGAUCCUCAGACCCAUCUACUAUCCUCCCAGUGGAAAGAUCUCCCCCUUCCCCCCAAAAGUCAUCUCAAAAGUACUUUUUGGAAAGUAAUCAAGUGCUGGUGGGCUCUGCGAGCUCACCCUGCCCAUAACAAUCAAAGCAGUAUCAGGAGAGGGUAGAUGCGGAGAAGAGGAAAUCCCGGCUUGCCUGACCCAUGCCCCGAUGGCGCAGAGGACGCCUGCAUCUUCUGAACUGGCGGGGUCCAUGCAUGCCACCACCGUAGGGGUCUGGAGGAUGGAGCCACCCAAGAGGGUCCUGGCGGGCUCCCUGGCUGGCUCCGGGAAACGGAGAUCCCGAGGGAGGGUUGCAGAGGAGCAGGACAGCCACGGGAGGGCAUCGUCCUCAGCAGCAGGGCUGGCCCUGCUGCAAUUUUUAAACCCCUUAGCCCAGCUCUGCAAGGAAACCUGCCGCUCUGCCUCCGUGCAGCAGCGCGUCGCAAGCCUUAGGAGGGCGGCAGCAUCCCAGCUUCAGCCCGGGCGGGCUGGCCGGAGCAUCAGUUUAAGGAAAGAGGCACCGUGAGCUAAUAGUGUUGUUCCAGCCCUGAGGAAGCAUGAUUUUAGCUUAGCAUCCACCCGUUAAAAAAAAAGAUGGGCUGGGGGCUCAGUAGGCGCCUGCUCUGGCCGUUCCCACGCUCCUCGCCAGC